Messenger RNA from Puntigrus tetrazona (Sumatra barb), 7126 nucleotides. It is a transcript of the gene r3hdml, whose product is annotated as R3H domain containing-like. The coding region runs from base 5070 to 5798 and encodes 242 amino acids. NCBI's taxonomy places the organism in Eukaryota, Metazoa, Chordata, Actinopteri, Cypriniformes, Cyprinidae. The record is from RefSeq and is a predicted model, not a curated record. The transcript has 6 exons.
UGCAGCCGUGUAUGUGUGUGUUUGAAUGCGGAAACAGAAAUCAUCGCGCUACUACGAAUCCUACUAUGCUGACGGGUUGUCGCUUAAUAUUCAUGAGCAAGCUUUGGCCAUUGGAGAACUGCUAAGCAACGGCGCCGUUGCCUUAUUAAAUAUUCAAGUACAAGACGUCCGCUAUUGGAAGGUUACUAAACACGUGAGCGCUGUCUAAUUAAUAUGCAUGAGCAAAACCUUCGCUCUAGUAGUUGUAAUUUCGCAACCGGGAAACGGGUGAGUUGCUGCUGUCAUAAGUAUGCAUCACGAAAAGUAUAUUUUAUUGUUGUAUAAGAUUAUAAGACAAAAACUUGAUUAAAUACGUAUUUAAAAUUUCAACAAACAAAGUUAUUUUAAAGCAUAUGUUAAUCUAAAAAAAAAAAAAAAGUAAAGUGCAGAAUGAAUGAGUGGGCAGUUUUUUUCUAUCAAGGCUUCCACUGUCCAAUAGGUGGCACUAUAACAUAGUCAUGAAAAAAAAUAGCUUUUUGAAACACUUGAAAACUGCCAACUAAGUAACAUAUCUUCCCAUUUAAUGAUUGUUUGCACACAUACAUGUGCAAAACCUAACCAAUGUGUUUUCAAACCAAAAGAUCUAAAGAUCUACUGUAGACAAUGUUUAGUUUGCAAUUCAUAAUUAAAAUUCAUUUUUGAAAAUCGUGUUGAUGUUUUAUAUAAUAUGUUUGUUAUAAUUAAAAAAAUACUUGGAAAGUUUCACAGGCAUGCCCUUGUUGCUCUCUUUACUGGCAAGAGUGUAUUUAUUCAAAGGCAGUGUUUCCAAGUAUGUGUGCCAUUUGGCUAGGUUGUGUCUCCAUUCUGCUUCCACACACUGUGCCAGACAGAGCAGUCUGACAGGAUGUUAAAUACUAGUGUUUUAAAAGUGAUUGCCAUGGAUUUAAAAAUCAUUUGGAAAUCUCUGAAGCAGUUACAACUGGAAGCAGUACAGGUGCAUUUAGACCCUUAUUUCAGUCAUUAAAUCCAGUUUGGACACUCUUAGAAGCAAUCAAGAAUCGUCAAGAGAAUAAAUAUAAUAGGAUUUUAAUGAACUAGAGAUCUGUUAGCUGAACGGACCGAAAAUGUCUGACAAAAUAUUUCAUGGGAGAACCUAAACGCAAUUCAUUUUUCUAUUCAUUUUAGAUAAUUUCUUUUAACAUGAUAUAUAAAAACAGAAGUGUAUGAGUAUGCUGAAAUGGUCCUAAAAUAAGGUACAAUUGUUUAAAAUAUUUAUAAUACAUAGUAAUUUAAAUAUUUGCAUGAGAUUUCAUUUAUUUGCAUCUGUUAAGUUUUCACGUGUGUGUUUAUGAAUAAAGCAAAUGCACAUGCAACAUUAGAACAGUAAUAAUACAUGAAUGAUUAUACGUUUACAGUUUUUUUUUUUUGUAUUACCACUCCCUUCAGAUAAACACUUUUUGAACAUGUCUAGACAAGAUGAUGUCAUGUUAGAGGAAGUCCGAUUGUCUAGAGGUGAUCCACCCAAGCUUGAUCUAUUUCACACUGUCUCACAGAAGGGGGGCCUCAGUGAGUUACGGCUUGGUCUGUUGUUCCUCGGAGCAUUCCUGACCGUAAAUCUGAAAUGUUACAGCUUGACAUCGUAAACGCUUUAUAAAAUGGAACUUUUCACGACCCCACAUGUGAGAGAAGUAUAAUUGGUUGAUAUAGGGUAAAGUCUCACAAAGGGUACAGUCCACCUCAAAACGAAAACUUUAUUCAGUCUCAUGUCGUUUUAAACCUGUAUGACUUUCUUUUCAUCUGUGGAGCGCACACACACACACACGCACACACACACACACACAGAUAUACACUAAAAGAAAAUUGCAUUCGCUAAAUUGGUAGCGGGUGCAAAAAUAUGUUCCAAACUUUUCCCUUUUGAGGAUAUGAAAAAGUAAACCCCUUGCAGAAUCUGUGUAAAUGUGAAUAAUUUGAACAUAUUUUACAUAAAAGAUGUUUACAUAUAGUCUACAAGACAAAUAAUAAUAACAAUAACAAUUGCAAUUAUUAAACUAAUCCCCUUCAAACAUAUGGGAACUGUGUGUGGUAACCUGGAUGAGCUACUUUUUUACGAGUCCCUUGUUUGUUCUGAACAGUUAAACUGAGCACUGUUCUUUAGAAAAAUCUUUUUCCAGCAUCUUUUGCAUAUUUGAACCUUUUCCAGCAGCGACUGUAUGAUUUUCAGAUACGUUUUUUCACAGUGAGGAUAACUGAGGCACCCAUUUUCAUACAUUCUGAUACUCCGUUUAGUAUUGCCCUUUAAAAGCAACAGCUAAUACGUGCAGCUAAUAGACGUAUUAAGUACAAUUUACCUUGAUUUUCAAAUUGAAAAUGUUUCUAUUAUUGUCAAAAUAAUUUAAUGAAUCAGUUAUGGUUGUUCGUAAUAUUCAGUCAGUUUCAUUAUCUGCUUAUUCGUGUUAAUUUAGCGAUGUGAAAACGCGAAAGCAACACCAGGGUCAUAGGUUUGAUUCGAGGGAAUGCUGUGAAAAUGCGUUGCUUUAAUCCAGUGUCUGCCCUCAUAGCUCUGCAUCUGCAUAUGAAUAGUUAGUUUCACUGGUGUAAAUACGUUAGCGCUAACUCAAUGUGUAAUGAGAAUACAUGUGGUGUGAUUUCUUUUAAUUCCAGCGACCGGUGGUCAGAACAGAGCCAUUGUCUCCAUUCCCUUCAAAACCAUCCAUCACCAUAAACAGCUACAUCACUUAGCAAAUUUGUUUUCGGGGCUGCCAAAACAAAGUUUGGACUGCUGACAUGAGAAAUGGAGCGGCAGCAGGGAAUGGGAAGCCCUGGAUUUAUGCUAAAUGACGUGAUUCAUACACAAAAAGACCCGACUGCCCUUUCCAUUGCCGUGGAGGAGAUAAUGACACAGCUGUGCACCUUUUUAAGUCACUUUUUCCCUCUCGUUCAAUCCCACAACGCACAAAGACUCUUCGGGCUUGAUGGGAAGCGUGAAAGAGAUGUAGUCAAGGUAACAUCGUGUGAAUGAACUGAGCUUAACGCAAGCCGGUUAUACCUUUAACGUUUUCCAGGGCUGCGAGGAUGCACUGAAUGAUUCAUUUGAUAUUUCUGCUCAACAUUCAUCACCUCCUUUGAUGUGCGAUGACAGCACUAUUAAGUACGUGAUAGAAUUGACAGAGACAUGCUUGCAGCUAUUUUUAAACAAUCCGCUCCACAAGGGCUCACUGUAGCUUAGAGUGCUGUAUUCAUCAUAUUAACACAUAAAACUGUCAAACGUGUUUACCAAUGUUUAAUCUAAGGGAUGGCCAGAUUUGUGUACAAGAAGAAAAAAAACGUAAAGGUCACAACAUUACGUAUCUUAGGAAGUGACAUCAUAUGUUUGUCUAGAGAAUAAGCCGCGGCUUUCGUGCCUAUAUAGUAAGUCAACGGAAAGUCUUCCAAACAGGCCUUUCGUUGAACCUUGACCCCGCUGACCAUGGCAGUUUUAGGAUGACUGUUAACUUUUGAAGUUUUCUUUGAGGAUGCUGAGUCUUAAAUAUAGCCCGCAGCUACACGCUGAACGACAAGGUAAAAAGCUCAAAUAAAGGCUUAAUUAUAUUUUUUAAAAUAUGCUGAUUUUAUCGUCACUUUAUUUUGCUUACACCCGCGUCAGCCAAAAACUAAUGGAAUUCAAAAAGCAUUGUCAUUUAGAAGAUUUAACAUCUUCCUGUUCUUUGAAGACCGGGCUUUGCUGUUAGUUAAAAGGACGGCUUUUGCACGAUGAAUUUUGGGACUGACAGUGGCAUGGAGCAAGACCAAACAGAACGCAAAAAGCCAUUUUAUGCAAUUGACAGGCGCAAAACCAGUGAUGAAAGCCAGUUGCUCUGGUGGAUUUAUUGUUUAAAUAAUAUAGUUUUAUACAGGAUUAAAAUUUGAUUUUGGCUUUUAUUGCAGCUGUAUUAAUAUAGUGUAUUAGAUUAAGCAUUGAAAUAAACAUGAGUGGGGUAUUUUAAGCAGGAUAGUUCCACGCUAUUGGACACCCACUGCAGCAAUGUUUGAUCUUUAACCGAAGAAAUAAUGUCCCGUUAUAAUGCUUUUAUUAAUGUUGCAUUGACAUUUAGUUUAUGCUGAGGUUGGUGUUUUCCAAAGGAUAGCCCCAUAUCAUUAAUACGUCGGGAUCUGUAACUCGAUGCUCUCAAUGACCCUGUUGCUGCAGUCAAAGUAGUGCGGUGUAUAUUGGCACUGCCCAGAGACUGGAGAUAUUACACAUGGCAUGUCCUUCCUGGAAUCCUAGACAGCCGGGACAAUGUGCUGACUGGGCUAUGACUUUAAAAUUCAGCCUCUGAUUCAUAGAAGAACUCCCUCACUUUAAUAAAAUCCUAGCCUGUGUUUAUUCAACUUAUUUUAUUGAAACAUUUUGCCAGGGCGGCUAAGCGCGGCUCCAACCAAAGCUCACAAAAAGAUUACAAAUGUCCAAUAUAAGCACGGUACAGAAACAGACGAUUUCAAGGAAAAAGAGCCCGAUGUAGCCACUAUAAACAAGCAUGGACAAUUUUUUUUUUUUUUUUUUUGCAUGCACUGUACUUUAGUUACUACGUCCAAUCAUCUUCAAUGCAAGAUAAAUGAUAAUUUCAGAGACGAGAGGUGCCCAAAAAGCGGUAAAACAACAUUUGAAAAUCACAAAGGUAAUGGAAAAGAAGAGCAAUAACUGUUGAAAAGUCAUCAAUCUUAAAAUCCCGCCGGAGAGCACGACUGUUUGGAGCUUCCAUACUGAGUGUGUGCUGAAAAAGCAAAACCUUCCAUUAAAUUGUUUCCUGAACCUCAGGAACAUCCCCGUGGGGGAAGAAAAAGAGACAAGGGCUUUUAUUUUACGUCAAAUGGCCUUAGAGAGUUGGCCCAGUUAAAGUUCGCUGCCACACAUGUCAAAGACGUUGUUUGCAAAGGCCAGAGUUUAAGUGGAGAUCUUUUCAGCUGCUCUUCUCCAGGCUGCGCUAAAGUGCUGGAAUCACUGCUGAAGAAGGUAUGUGCUGUGAAGACCACUCCAGCUGAAGACGCCCGCUCUCUUCAGACUGCAGGACUACAUUCAUAACACCUGUAGUCAACCAAACAGAAAGCGGAGGAUGAGUUUGGCCUGCUUUCAGCUGUUCUUUGCUGCCACGUUGUGGACGCUGUCGUGCACCACAGCGUCUGUGGCGGUGAGCAGCGCGACGGAGCCGCUUCAUCUCAGAGGCGUUUCUCCGGAGGCCGGCGGCGCGCCUCGAACCCGGCGGAGGCGCUUCAUCUCCGGGAAAGAUAUGACGGCCAUUCUGGACUAUCACAACCGCGUGCGCUCACAGGUCUUCCCGCCCGCGGCUAAUAUGGAAUACAUGGUGUGGGACGAGAGACUGGCUAAAUCUGCAGAGUCCUGGGCCACUCGGUGCAUUUGGGAUCAUGGGCCGCCUCAUGUUUUGAGACACAUUGGACAGAACCUGUCCAUUAUCUCUGGAAGAUACAGAUCGAUCAUUGACUUGGUAAGAUCCUGGUACGAUGAAAGACAUUAUUUCUCCUACCCCAACAGAUGCAGCGGCUCUGUCUGCACGCACUACACUCAAAUGGUGUGGGCCAACAGCAAUAAGAUCGGGUGCGCUAUCAGAAGAUGUUCAAACAUGUACGUGUUUGGGAGUAUGUGGAAACAGGCCACCUUUCUGGUUUGCAACUAUUCUAUCAAGGGGAACUGGGUCGGAGAGGCUCCGUAUAAGACAGGGAAACCAUGCUCUGCGUGUCCCUCCAGUUAUGGAGGAUCAUGCGAUAAAAACCAGUGUGACUCCAGAUCAAAAUCCAGAAGAAAUGCAAGAGGUGACAGAGGCUAAUGGAUAAGAAAUCGCUUAAAAAAAAAAAAAAACAAGUUACACAAUAGAAACCACUAAAAUGUAAAUGUAAAAAUGCAAAUGUGGUCAUUUUAAACUAAACUGCAUUUAAGUGCUGUAAAAUGUCUGAAUAAUCGAAUGUGUAAAUGUCAAAUUGCAACUGUUACUGUUUAUUAUCACCACCUAGAUGUCAAAUUUUGUAUCAUUUUUUUAUUACUUUAUUAAGUUGUUUAAUGUUAUCCCCCCCCCCAAGGCUAUGGAGUGUUUGCACUGUUUUGCUUAUAAUUUGUUUGUACUAAGUUGCAUUGCAGUGACAAUUCACUUUGGAAGUAAAGCACUUUCGUUCUUUCAUUAAUAUUAUUUGUCCUUUUUGUACAAGUAAUAAAUUUGCUUUAGAUUGGGAAAAGUCGUAUGUUCGGUGGUUUCUAAGUUACUAUCUUUUUGAAAUGUCUAUUGCACUCAUGUCAUACAGAGGACACGACUGCACUGUAAACACAUUUGUCCUCAUAAAAACUGUCCUUUUAUUUACAUUUUCUCUUAUAACACAGACAGACAGUUGCCAACACCUUCCCAGCAGGCACAUAGCCAAUAAUAAAAAAACAAAACAAGUAAAAAACAAAUUCACCAAAGAAUAAUUGAAAGAUUUCAAUAAUAUAGUAGAGAUAAUUUGUAUAUGAGCAGCUGGACACGGAUCAGCAUUGAGAAACAGAAUGAAACCAUCUUUUAUCGCCUCAUUAAUGUGCUCAAUCCAUCUAAAAAGAGACAGAUCUGCUGUAAACCACAACUAAAAGGCUUUUAAAGUCAUAAACUAAAGUGCUGGGCCACUUUCUCUAGUCCAGUGUAUAGGGGAUACUUUACUGGUGAUUGAAAUCAUUCAUCUGAGUAAGAAAACAUGAGUAUAUUACAGUUACUUUUUUUUCCUCAAUAGGGUAUUAAUCAGAGUGUUGGCUUUUGAACAUGUACAUUCAAGUUUGGGUUCAGUAAGAAUUUAUUAAAUUAGUAACUUUGAUCAAAAUUGACAAUAAAUGCUGUUCUUUUGGACGUUCCAUUCAUCAGAGAAUUUCAGGUUUGACCAAAAAAAAAAAAAAAAAAAAAAAAAAAAAAAAAUAUAUAUAUAUAUAUAUAUAUACAAAUGUUGAACACUAAUGAUACUGACAUUUUGUUGUUAUAUUUGCUAAUUACUAUAGUUCACUAAUAAUUUGAGAGACAAAUGAAUGAUUGUGUAACACUGAAGACUGGAGUAAUGGCUGCUGAAAGUUAUUAAUAAUAUUUCAUAUAAUUACUUAAAAAUUUUCACUAUAUUUUUUAUUGUAUUUUGCACAUAUUUAAGU